UUUGAACUCAAAAUUUUUCGGAUUGUCCCCAAAGUUAUUUCCUUUUCCUGCUCUUGACGCGGAAGUUAUAAACCCUCACGUUUCAUCCUUAAACCCUAAGCCUAAGUCCAAGAAACGGAGAAGCUUUCUCUGGUUGGUAAUGGCGGAUCUGAUGAACCCUAGCACCGGCGGGCAACAACAACAGAAGUACCGUCAGUACAAUCCGUACCACGAACAAAUCAAUCUUCCGUACCGUCAGAUCUACGAACUCCCAACUUCGCCUGAGUUUCUCUUCGAAGAAGAAGCUACAAAAAAACGCUUAACAUGGGGUGAGAACCUCACGUUCUUCACCGGGUGUGGUUAUGUCACCGGAUCGGUUCUCGGAGCCGCCAAAGGUGCAAUUGAUGGGAUCCGAGGCGCCGAAAGGGGCGAAUCCCUAAAGAUCCGAGCUAAUCGUAUUCUGAACUCCGGUGGACUCGUUGGAAGACGCGGCGGGAAUUGCUUAGGAUCUCUAGGGUUGAUAUUCGCAGCUAUGGAGAGCGGUGUUACGCAUCUGAGAGACGGAGACGACGGUUCGUUGACUACUGUGAUCGCUGGUUUAGCCACUGGUGUCUUGUACAGAGCUGCCCGUGGGCCUAGAUCCGCUGUGGUUGCCGGAGUUGUCGGCGGAGUAACGGCUUUUGCGGCGGUUGCUGGGAGAAGCACCGUCAAGCGAUUCGUACCAAUCUGAUGAUUUGCCUCAAUCUCUCAAAGGUUAGGGUUUAAGAAUUAGUUUAAUGAAGAGGCUUUUUAGGCAUUUAUUAAGUGAGUGAAUCAUUGCUACUCUAUUUAGGGUUUAUGAAUUAUUAUCCUCUGUAUAAAAAAAAAGUUGACAUUUUUA
Camelina sativa (false flax) is the source of this 859-nucleotide messenger RNA. Lineage: Eukaryota; Viridiplantae; Streptophyta; Magnoliopsida; Brassicales; Brassicaceae. The record is from RefSeq and is a predicted model, not a curated record.